AUGGCAGAACAGCUUUUGGAACAAGUGAGAGACUUAGCAGAGGGUCAAAUUGAUUUUGAAGGCCAGAAACUAUCUGAGAUCCUAGCGACUGCUGUUCUUUUAAUCGUCGGAGGAAUCUCCUUCCUCGUCGGCUUCCUCCUCCAAGACAUUGCUUUGGCCCUAAAGAUCGGCCUCGGCGGUACCGCCCUCACCUUUCUUGUCGUCGUCCCUCCCUGGCCUUUCUACAAUAAGCAUCCCGUCAAAUGGCUCCCCGUUGGAGGCCUACCAGCAAUCACGAGUACACAACAAAAUAUAGUCAUCGAUGAGAAGUUUCUUGCGAAAUGA
Molecule: messenger RNA, 324 nt
Organism: Hypoxylon fragiforme
Lineage: Eukaryota; Fungi; Ascomycota; Sordariomycetes; Xylariales; Hypoxylaceae
Product: SPC12-domain-containing protein
Exons: 3
Coding region: 1-324 (107 amino acids)
Biological process (GO): protein targeting to ER
Cellular component (GO): signal peptidase complex; endoplasmic reticulum membrane
Source: RefSeq, a predicted model, not a curated record